Molecule: messenger RNA, 621 nt
Organism: Lasiosphaeria miniovina
Lineage: Eukaryota; Fungi; Ascomycota; Sordariomycetes; Sordariales; Lasiosphaeriaceae
Product: ankyrin repeat-containing domain protein
Exons: 2
Molecular function (GO): protein binding
Source: RefSeq, a predicted model, not a curated record
UUGCAAGACAGCCAAGGACAUUCGCCUCUAUCUUGGGCGGAUUCCAAUGGUUGCACCACGGUAGUUGGGGCUGUCUUGCGAGACAAGAGGACGGAUAAGGGCAUUGUCGACAAGGACGGGAUGGAUGCGAUAUCAUGGGCUUGCGGCGGUGGUCGUCUCUUAAAGUACAAGUGCCCCGGAGUGGACCCCAAGGACGCAGACGGCUGGAGACCGCUAGCAUGGGCUAUCCAGACAAACUCGGCCAGCACGGUGGAGAUGCUACUCGCAACGGGAUCCAUCGACCUGGAACAAGGGGACACGACUGGACGCAGCGCCUUGUCCUGGGCAGUCGGCCACGGCCAUGCCCAAGUGGUAAGGCUGCUGCUGCGUGCAGGCGCCAACCCUUACUCGACGAGCGAGUGGGGUUACACGCCUUUGUCUACGGCGGAGCAGUAUGGGUGGGACGAUAUCAAGGCGGAUUUACUCUUGUACAUGGAGACGAAUACUAUGCUGCAGCCAGGUCACGAGCCGGGGGGAAAGAGAAGAAAAAAGCGAUGCCACCCAAGUAGGGACGUAGCUUGGGAGCGGUCUGCGGAACGUCGCAGCAUACAGCAAUCGUGCUUGGGAAAACUCUGUUUUUGA